Molecule: messenger RNA, 3655 nt
Organism: Photinus pyralis (common eastern firefly)
Lineage: Eukaryota; Metazoa; Arthropoda; Insecta; Coleoptera; Lampyridae
Gene: Srrm1
Product: serine/arginine repetitive matrix protein 1
Exons: 8
Coding region: 730-3387 (885 amino acids)
Biological process (GO): mRNA processing; regulation of mRNA splicing, via spliceosome
Cellular component (GO): spliceosomal complex
Molecular function (GO): RNA binding
Source: RefSeq, a predicted model, not a curated record
GUUGACAUGUCGAAGAUAAAAUUGGAUGUAAUCAAACCUUGGAUUCAAGACAAAAUCACAGAAAUCUUGAAGAUCGACGACGAUGUGGUCGUAGAUUUUGUUUAUAAUCAACUUGACGAGAAGUAGCUUCUAGAGACCUUCAGUAAAUUGUCCAUACUGCAACGCGUUUGGGUGAUGUCUUCAGUGCCAUCAUCUAAGCUGAGCAGUCGAGGACCGUCAUUGUGCCUGUUCCAGCAGACAUCAAAUCAACAGCACUGCAGGUUCAGACUCCUCUCAAGCUGCAUAGGAAGAAUACACGCUGAAACAGCAUCCGCAGGGCCAAACAUCUCUCAGCCUACCUUCAUCUCCUGGAACAUCACUCAACUGUUACCUGCUUUCGGUUAACAGCACCAAGAAUGAACCUUUGCUUGCAAAUUAUUCAAAUUUGCGAAGAACGAAAUAAGAAGAGAGAAGACCCAUACAAGUUAGUCACCAUCACGGAUCAACUACACCAUACCAAGCAGUCGUCUACUUCAUCCAAUCAAUCAACAAUUCCUGCCACAUCUGUAUAGAUUGCAAGAUCCUGCAUUGAAAUCUUUGCUGGUACCAACUGCCACCCGACCUUCAAAGCGGAAGUAUGGACAGUUGUGCCCACAACGCAAACAUUGGCCAUCGGAAUUGUAUCCCGAUCCGAAGAAGAUACAAAUUAAUCUGACCGGCUUCCUGCAUGGGAAAAAUGCUCGAGAGUUUAUGGCGGAGCUGUGGAAGUUGCUGAUAUCGGCGCAGGAAAAUCCGACUGGCAUACCGGAUUCCUUGCUGGAAUUAAAAAAGGAGGAGCUGCUAAAGAAGCGCGAUAAAGAGGACAAAGAGCGUGACAAAGAAAGAGAGAAGGAUAGGGAUAAGUUAGAUAAGGAGAAAAAAUAUAAAGAUAGAGAUCGCGAUAGAUCACGAUCGCGAAGAUCACGGUCGAGGUCUAGACAGCGUCGACGAUCUUUGGAAAAGGUGAAAGAGCUUGAUCGUGUUAAGGAACCUGAAAAGUUGAAGGACAGGCGAUCGCAAACUAAAAGUAUUGACAAAAUGAAGAUGGAUAGUAAUGAAGAAAAUGGCAAUGUGAGCCCAAGCGACAAAGGCGACAAAGUCAAUGAGGAUAGGGAGAAGAAUGGAAGGUCUAGUUCGGCCAAGUCGGACAACGCUCCAAGCCUAAAACAUCACGAUACUGUUCAGUCCGUAUCAAAAUUGCAAGCAAAGCUAAUGUCAAUGUCGGGAAGCAACGCCAGGAAGUCGGCUUCGAGUUCGCGUUCAAGAUCCAACUCACGAUCUCGAAGCAAAUCUCGAUCGCGUUCAAAGUCACACAGCAAAUCUAGAUCGAAGUCCAAAUCGAGGUCUUCAAGUCGUUCUCGCCGAUCCAAGUCUAUUUCGAAGGGCCGUGACAUCCACGCGCGGAUCAAGGAAGCAAAGGAAAAGAAACGAUCGCGAUCGUCAUCCGGUUCCAAAAGUGACUUCGAAAUUCACAAGAAGGAGAACAGUGUUCAGAAGAAGCGUCAUUAUCGCUCUAACAAAGACACGUCUGACAGUGAUAUCGAUAAUGACAAACUUAAGAAACGAAAAUCGAUUUCUAGAUCGCCUAAACGUAAAAAAAGUGUCGACAGACUUGUGAAGCGAAAACGAAGUUUAUCGCGCAGACGCAGUUAUUCUAAAAGGAGUACAAGUCGUAAAAGGAGUCUUUCAAGAAAACGAAGUCCUUCCAGGGGUAGGCGUAGUUUAAGCAGACGGCGGCGCAGCCCUUCCCGAACGAGAUACAGCGCCACGCGACGACGUAGCGGUCGCAGCAUGUCCCGAAGACGAAGUCAAAGCAGGAGAAGACGAAGCUACAGUAGGAAGCGCAGUCCAAGUAGGCGAAGAAGCAUUAGCAGGCGUAGAAGUCGCAGAAGCAGGAGCCGUCGCAGUCCAAGCAGGCGCAGGCGUAGUCUUAGUCGCAGGAGAAGCAGAGAUAGACCAAUACGUCGAAGUCGUAGCAGAGGCAGAAAUUUCCCCAGACCGUCACGUGACAAUCGCCGUUCACGAUCUAAGGAGCGCCGUUCGAUGGAGAAAGGAAGACCUUCGAAGGAUAGAAUAAAUAUCCCGAGAGGCUCUAUUGUCCGCGCAAAAUCGAGAGAGAAACCCAUACCGAAACCGAGCCCUAGUCCUGUGCGACGGACCGAACGUAAGGAAAUCCCUGACGAAUCGAGAGAAAAGAAACCGUUAGUUAAAAAAGUAGAAAGUAAAAAAAUAGUUGAGUCGCGCAAAACUGACGAUUUACAUAAAAUUGACGAAGUCCGCAAAAUCGAUAAAAAGCUGGAAAAAAUUGAGGAAAAGCGCAAAAGUAGUGCGUCCGAUAUCCAUGCGAUUAGCGAAACAUCUAAAACUAAAGAAAAGAAAAAGUCUAAAUCUAGAAGUAGAAGUGCGGAUAAACAAAGACUUAUUCCGCCUUACGGGCCCCCUAGAUAUUCUAGAAGUUUAUCACGAACUCCCUCGCCAUUUAUAAAAGCCAAUGAAUUCCCGCCAAAGUCUGCGAAAGUAUCAUCCGCCAGCGCCAAAGAUGAAAUCAAGAAAUCGAAAGAUGUCAAAGAGAAAUCUGAUAGCAAAAUUGAAGCUAAAGUUAAAAAAGUCACAAAAAAGAAAAGCGAGUCGGAUACAGAUUCAAGCAGCUCUGAAAGUGAGCCGGUUCGGGAGAAAGAGAGCAGGAAAAAGGUACGAACUAAGAAGCGAUCUAAGAAACGCGAAACAAGCAGUAGUGAAAGCGAGGUUGAAGUUCCGCGGAACAAGAAAGAUCGAGAAGAAGAAACGAAAAAGAAAGACAGAAAAUCAAAACGCGACAGCAGUGAGGAGAAGCCACGCAGAAAACGGCACGUUAGUUCAGAUACGGAAGAGGAAAAGAAAUACAAACGUAAACGUGGUAGAUCCGGCAGUUCCGAGGUUGAGAAGGUGAGGCGCUCUCGUAAAGAUGACUCGAGUGAUAGUGACGAGCCGAGAGUUGAAAAGAAAAGUAAGAAACGAGAUGACAGUUCCGACAUUGAUUCAGAGGUUGAGAAACCCGAAAAGGUAGAGAAGUCCAAGAAGCAUAAGAAAGAAUCGUCGUCCGAUAGCGAAGACGAUUCUAGUAAAAAGAAGAAGCAUAAGAAGGUUAAAGCGAGUAAGUCGGGUUCCGACUCGGAAGAAGAGUUAGAGAUAAAGAAAAGAAAAAAGGAUAAGAAACAUAAAAAACGAAAGAAGCACUCGAAGAAGCACAAGAAACAUAAGAAAAAGAAGGUAGAGUCCGACGAGUCUGAAAAUAGCGAUUUAGAAAUAAUAAACGAAGAUGAAAAGAAGCUGCGAGAAAAAGCUCUUAAGUCAAUGAAGAGGCUGAACUCCAGUGAUAAAUCUGAGUAAAAUAUUGUGCUAUAAUAAGAGAAAACUGCUACUUGAUUCUAGUAAUUUGAUUGUACAAUUAGUUUUUAUGUGUGGAUGUAAGUUUUUUUUGUCAUUCCGUAAAUUACUGACCCUGUCGAGUUAAUGUAUCGAAAGUAGGUACAUUGCACAUUCAAUUCAAAUAGAUAGUUUUGAUUUUAUAUUACUUAUUUUAUUGUACAAACAAUACGUAUUUCUUUCUGUACAGUUUGGAUCCAGUAUGUUUAUUAAAGACGAUUCUGUAUUGGCA